Botrytis porri is the source of this 192-nucleotide messenger RNA. RefSeq lists its product as uncharacterized. The record is from RefSeq and is a predicted model, not a curated record. The coding region runs from base 1 to 192 and encodes 63 amino acids. Lineage: Eukaryota; Fungi; Ascomycota; Leotiomycetes; Helotiales; Sclerotiniaceae. The transcript has a single exon.
AUGCCGCUACCGAAGUCCUUGACAUUAGAAGGGUUUCACCUACCAACUGAAUGCCCUGGCCAACUAACGAUCUAUAGUCAACGGCUCUUAGCUAUUGAGAGAAGAACUAUACCAGAUGAUCACUGGCAUAGGUUCGGGGGUUUACUUCGAACAGGUGCUAACUUGACAGAUGAACCUUUCUAUGUUUAUUAG